AGAAAGUCAAAAGGAGUUUAGUUGCAGGUAACUACUAUCUAUGGCCACAAAUUUCCACUUCAUAUCACUAGAUCUGAUUUUUUUGUUCUGUGUUUUCUUCUUUCCACUGCAAAAAGAUAAUUAGCUAUUUUCGUUAUUAGGAGAUAAUGUGUUAUUAUCGCAUUAAAACACGUACACGCAGCUAAAAUGUAACUUCUUCAUGGAAAUGUUAUUAAUCUGAUAGAUAGAGUAUCCCGAAAAAAACAUCCUUACAAUGUUAACUGUUUUUCUCAUUUACCAAGAACUUGUGCAACUUUGAAUUUGACUACAUUCUUCUAAUUUGUGUCAUGACAUUAGCAGCUACUUCUUAUAUUGGAGGAAUUGCGAUGCUAAUUAUGUUACUCCUGUACUUAAGAACAAAAUGCUCCCUUAAUUCCAUGAUUUUCUGGAAAACAAAAAGAGAAGAUUACAGAAAUGUAAAAGCCUUCUUGAAGAACCAUGGAUCACUCGCACCAAGGAAGUACAGUUAUUCUGAAGUCAAGAAGAUGACAGAUUAUUUCAAAAAUAAACUUGGUCAAGGAGGCUUUGGUUGUGUUUUCAAAGGAAAGUUGCACAAUGGGAGUCUCGUGGCAGUCAAGGUCUUGAAGAAAUCGAAGGGUGGGGGAGAAGAGUUUAUCAAUGAGAUGGCAAGUAUCAGCAGGACUUCUCACAUUAAUAUGGUAUCACUUGUUGGAUUUUGUUUUGAGGGUCAAAAUAGAGCUCUCCUCUAUGAUUUCAUGCCCAAUGGAUCCCUUGAGAAGUUCAUUUACAAUGCAAAAUCCGGGACAAAUCAUCAACUAGGAUGGAAAACAUUGUACGAUAUUUCACUUGGCAUUGCUAGAGGAUUGAAGUAUUUGCAUUGUGGUUGCAAUACUCGAAUUGUACAUUUCGAUAUAAAGCCUCACAACAUUCUUCUCGAUGAAGACUUUUGUCCCAAAAUAUUCGAUUUUCGUCUUGCAAAACUAUGUAACACUAAGGAAAGCAUCGUAUCUUUAUUGGGUGCAAGAGGGACCACUACGGGGUACAUAACGCCAGAAAUUUUCUAUAAUAAUAUUGGAGGAGUUUCUCACAAGUCAGAUGUGUACAACUACGGUAUGAUGGUGCUCGAGAUGGUUGGAGGAAGGAAAAAUGUUGAUGUUGUUGACCAUACCAGUGAAAUCUACUUUCCACACUCGAUAUAUAAACAAAUUGAACAAAAGGAAGAGCUUGGAUUAACUGGCAUUGUGAAGGAAGAGGACAAAAAACUUGCAGAAAAGAUGAUACUGGUGAGCUUGUGGUGCAUCCAAAUGGAUCCGGCCAGCAGGCCUUCUAUCAGUAUGGUCGUCGAGAUGUUACAAGGCGAACUCGGAUAUUUACAAUGCCUCCCAAGCCUUUCAUGUAUUCUUCUUUUUCAUGGUCAGACGGUGACAUGCCUAGUACUACCUACAUGGUUUAGGAAUGGACAGUUCAAGUUUGAUUUUAUCUAG
Molecule: messenger RNA, 1484 nt
Organism: Lycium ferocissimum
Lineage: Eukaryota; Viridiplantae; Streptophyta; Magnoliopsida; Solanales; Solanaceae
Product: PR5-like receptor kinase
Exons: 1
Coding region: 327-1484 (385 amino acids)
Biological process (GO): protein phosphorylation
Molecular function (GO): ATP binding; protein kinase activity
Source: RefSeq, a predicted model, not a curated record